UUCUUGCAUGUUCAAUCUAAACUGCCAAGGACAUUUUGUGCCACAGAUGUGGCUGGCCUCGUACACGAUGGCCCGAGUCUUAGGAAUCAGCAAAAUAGCAAUGAGUAGUUGUGCAGAGCCACAGAGAGAGAGAGAGAGAGAGAGAGAGAGAGAGAGAAGAGCUUUAUCCCUUUCUUUCAUGUUGGGGAAGCCGAAAGGGGAACAAGUCCUGAACAGUGCUGAUUUGGGCAAAUGUGUUUGUUUUAUGAUAUUCCGUGUCUUCAUCUGCUUUCACAUUUACGCCACAAAAGCUCCCUCUGUUUGUUUUCUGGCUAUUUAUAUCUGCCAUGGAUUCUGGGAAACGGUAUGCAUGCUCUUAACUCAAACCCAACAAGGCCACAAGAACAAGAGAACACGAAACACAGUGAAGGAGAUAGAGAGAGAGAGAGAGAGAGACAUCGGGCAAUCUGCAGAAGCAACACCGGUCGUCGGAGGAGCGGUUCAGUUGCCACUUUGAAAGCCGCAGAGAUGGAGAGGCUGAACUCGGAGCUGUAUCUGCAGAACUGCUACAUAAUGCAAGAGAACGAGAGGCUGAGGAAGAGAGCCCAGCUCCUGAACCAAGAGAACCAGGCACUCCUUUCCCAGCUGAAGGACAGGCUCUCCAAUGCCAAGGAGGAAGGUCCUAGUCCUACCUCGAACACCACCAUUCUCGAUCAGCGCCGUGGCUCCGCUAGCUCUAGCUCGCGACCUGAUUAUUCCAAUACCGGCACCAACGCCUAAUAUUCAGAUGCGCCACGAAUGCCCCGCCUGACCCCAUCGACGAUCCGCUCUCUUCUUCCAGUGUAAUACCCAGUUAGAAAAAGAAGUUUGUCGUUAGAUUCAUCGGUUCGGUUUUUCUUUAUUGACGAUCUUUGCGGGUUGACAUGUGAAUUUCUAAUCUCUCAAGCAAGUCUCGGUCCAUCACCAAAUGCCAAAUGCACCUCUCUCUCUCUCUCU
Messenger RNA from Syzygium oleosum, 975 nucleotides. RefSeq lists its product as uncharacterized. The transcript is spliced from 2 exons. The record is from RefSeq and is a predicted model, not a curated record. Lineage: Eukaryota; Viridiplantae; Streptophyta; Magnoliopsida; Myrtales; Myrtaceae. Bases 232 to 759 code for a protein of 175 amino acids.